CUCGUGUGACAAGACUCCAGUAGCGCGCGCAACGCCACGCAAGCAGACAUGCAGAGCCACCAGGUCGCGAUCUCGCUCACGUCCUCGUGCUCUUCUUCGUCGUCGUCUUCUUCGUCUUCGUCGGCCGACGACGCCAACGCGGCCGCCCCCGGGGGCGGGGGUGGGGGCGGGGGCCGCCUCCGAGGCGCCCGCCUGCUGCGCGCCAUCAGCCGCCGCCAGGCCAGGGAGGCGGAGCAGGCGUUCCGCUCCUCGUCCACAGACUCCGACAGCCUCAGCUGUUCCUCCGGGGACGACUCCCCCAGCGACAAGGACCCCGCCAGACACAGCAACGGGUACCGCAGCACGAGUUGCAGCAGCCUGCACCGGGCGCAGCACGGCGGCAGCAGCAGCAACAGCAGCAGCAGCGGCGGCAGCAGCAACAGCAGCGGCAGCGACAGCGGCAGCGGCAGCGGGGGCGGGGGAAUGGGAAGCAGGGCGGCGGCGGUGGCACGCGCCUUCCAGUCGCUCGGGCUGGCCGCUCGCAGCCGCAGCGCCUCCUCCUCGCCUUCCAACCCGCCGGCAAGCAGCGGCAAGAAGCGCUCCAAGCCGCAGCAGAGCAUCCUGCGGCCCCCGGUGCUGCACGCCUACGUGCGCGGCAUCUCCGGCCUGCCCACGCAGCGCGUGCCACGCUCCUACCACGCGCACUGCGCCGCCUACAACACGGCGUCCGUCUGCUGCCGCAACGCCUGAGCACCGCGCUCUGUCCUCUAGCUCGGAGGAACCGCCGCGCGCCCGCCAGUGCUGCCAACGCCGGAAAAAAAAAACUCUCACCCGGGGGAACGGCCAGGAACUACCAACCCCCCGCAAGUUGUUGGUUUUGCGAACUGAACUCUCUCUUUGCGUCCGUUUUCAAAAGCGUAUCAACUCGCCCACCAGGACCGCAAAGUUACCGUUCGUCGUGCAAAAAAAAAAACCAAAAUCAAAAACAAAACAAAAAAUAUAUGAACUUGUCAAAAUGAUUAUCUCAGUAGUUUUCGUAGGCAAGUAAUUUUUUUAAAAAAAAAUAUCAAAACCGUUGUUACUUUUUUAGAAAGUAAAAAACCAACGCUAGUAACGUAUGAAAUAUAUAUAAGUAUAUAUAUGUACACAAAUUAUAUUUUUGUAAGCAACUUUUUC
Molecule: messenger RNA, 1155 nt
Organism: Bacillus rossius redtenbacheri
Lineage: Eukaryota; Metazoa; Arthropoda; Insecta; Phasmatodea; Bacillidae
Product: putative lysozyme-like protein
Exons: 2
Coding region: 49-729 (226 amino acids)
Source: RefSeq, a predicted model, not a curated record